Molecule: messenger RNA, 3445 nt
Organism: Physcomitrium patens
Lineage: Eukaryota; Viridiplantae; Streptophyta; Bryopsida; Funariales; Funariaceae
Source: RefSeq, a predicted model, not a curated record
AAUGGUGGGCUUUAGCGUCAGUUCCUGGUCCGCGGAGCUUGCUUGCUCGCUCGCUCCCUCGCUUGCUAGGGAGAGGGAGAGCAAGGCUGGACACUACCACUCUGCGUGCGCAAGUGGAAGCGAGAUUUCAGGCUCUCAUUCUGUUGCUGUUGCGCACGUGCGACAUUUCGAAUUACUCGAAGAAUCGGUGUGUGUGUGUGUUCAUGUCCACACUAGAUUUCCUGCAACAUGUUUGAAUGUUCCGAUUGUUUGUUGUGUUUUGUGGAAUAUUGCGGAAGCGUGGAGCAGGAGAAUCUUUUCCCCUAAGGGAACGUGUAGUUGUGAGUGUGGUGGCCAUGGAUGGCUGAUUGAAUUGCGGUGUCGAGCUCAGGGUUUUGGCAAAUCUGUUCAGGAGAUUUGUAGUGCGUGUUUGAAUGUUGGCUAGUCGGGAAUGAGAGGCGAUAUGGCAGGGGGGCAGAUGGCGCACCUUGUGUUCACUGGUGCCUCGUUCAAACCGCGCACUGCGCGAUUCCUUUUCAACUUGACUUCAUUAAGGUCUCUAUCACAUUGGCGAUCGAGUGCAUUUGCUGGGAGGCGCAAAUACUGCUCGAUGACUAUAGCUGCAACGUCUACAGAAAGCAGGGGGGAUCAUUAUGAGCAGGAGACGAUGGACGUCAGCCACGAGUGUUCUAAUAACUAUCAAUUAGGGUGGCGAAAGCUACAACGAGCCUCUGUAAAAUCCUUACUGUCGCAAGUCCAUGACGACACCAGGGAUCAGAUCAACCUGGAUCGUAGUACAAGAUUACAUACUGCGGCUGAUAACACCUCUUUUGUAUUACCCGUAACAAUACACAAUAAUUUAUCAAGUGACGGAGACGGUGGCAAAUUGUUCCAACUGUGCUGCAAGGGUGCAGCUGUAGUCGGGAGUUUUCUUUUGGUAGCUCUUUUGCUAAGGAAGGUGGGUUACAUGCGUCCUCAACCUUGGGGCAUUGACUCGACUGCCCUAUUAGAUGCUAUCAAGGUGUCCCCCUCUUUAGUUGGACAAGCUUUAUCACACACGUUUGACGGAGCUGGUGAUACUUUACUGGUAAGGCCUCAACAGAUGCGGCUGAAAGUUACACCGCCAAGUUUCUCAAUAAUGAAUUGGAACCUGACUCGACUAUCGUAUAUGCUUGAUGUUCUUCUUGAACGUCACCCUAUCACAUAUGUAUUGCUGUUAAUCAUGGCAUGCCUCACUUUGAUCAUAAUUGGAGGAGUGCUAUUCCAAAAAUACCGGGGAAAGCAAAGUCUGGGAGACGCUCUCUGGGACGCAUGGGCAUGCCUCUGCUCUUCUGGAACGCACUUGAGGGAGAAGACGCAAGAGGGACGUACGAUUGGGAUCUUUCUAGCUUUUGGAGGUCUUCUGUUUUACUCAUUACUGACAAGUACAUUGACGGCGCAGAUUAAGUUACGAAUGGAGUAUCUCCGCGAAGGAGCUCAUUCCCAAGUGAUGGAGAGUGGGCAUAUCAUUAUAUGUGGAGCCAACAACCAUAUCACAACUGUUCUGAAACAACUUAACAGGGCCCAUGAAUUUGCCAUACGUGAUGGUACUGCUGCUUCACGGAAGCAAACAGUUUUACUACUUUCUGAACGAGCAAGAAGGGAGACUGAGAGGCUUGUAUCGCCUGUUACCAAGGAAUGCACUCAAAUUAACAUUUUGACCCGAUGUGGUAGCCUCAGCAGCACGAGGUCUUUUUCGAAAGUUGCUGCUGACAAAGCUCGCUCCAUUGUUCUUCUGGCAAAUAAGGAUGAUCCAUAUGAAGCUGAUGCAGACAAUGUUCUAGCGGUUUUAGCCUUGCAAUCACUACUUGACGAACGUGCCCCUGGAAACGUCAUUGUUGAGGUAUCAAGGAAGAGCACUGCAGGCUUGCUGAAAACUUUGUCAGGGUUGAAAGUAAGCCCAGUGCAGAACUUAGCAUCCAAGCUCUUCGUCCAAUGUACUCGUCAAUGUGGCUUAGUAGAUGUGUAUCAACAGCUUCUUGAUCACGGCAAGACUGUCAUUAAUCUUCGAGGUUACCCAAGUCUUGCUGGAAUGUCAUAUGGAGAUGUCCGACGUGGAUUUCCGGAGGCUGUGGUGUGUGGACUCAUUCCGAAUGGAGGAGGCCCAGAUUUUCAUCCUAACGACACGCGCCUCUUGGAGUCAACUGAUAAGUUGCUAGUCAUAGCACCGAAACAUACUCAGCGCUUAGCCCCCCCAGCACUCUUAGCCAAAGCAGAGGAAAGGCUGAGAAUCACAAGUUCUAGUGAAGCGUCCACUUCUGAUCCAAUCCCUGUUUCAACAGAUUCAGUUGAAUCCAACAGUCUGGCUAAAUUUUUAAAUCGAAAAAAGAAGCCAGUCUCCAAGACAGCUGAUUGGAGUGCUACAAGGAAAGAACGAAUCAUCAUAUUAGGGUGGCGUCCUGGUGUCAGCGAGAUGGUGUGGGAAUACGAUGAUUAUGUCGGCCCUGGUAGUGAACUGAUCAUACUAGCAGAGGCUCCUGUGGAAGAAAGAAAGGCCUGCCUGGCUAGAAGAAAUGAAAGAUUGCUACGCAAUAUUCAUGUAGUUCACAAGAUCGGCAAUCCUAUGAGUCGAACAGAUCUGCAAGACGCGAUUCUGGAUAGUAAUCCAUUGAAUCUGCACAAGGAAGUGAAGUCAGCAGCUGAAGAGUCCGAGAAGAUUCCAUUUUCGAUUAUAGUUGUAGGAGAUCGAGGGUGGCAUGCAGGAGACUCAUCCAGACCGGAUAAGCAAUGUGUGUUUGCGUUGCUGUUAGCGGAAUCAAUCUGCAAGGAGUUCAAGGUUAAGGUUACAAGUUUAGUGGCUGAAUUUGUGGACACCAAGCUGGGGAAGCAGGUGGUUAAAAGUCACCCUUCUCUCACGUACAUAGGAACCAGUGACCUGACGGGGCUUGUAACUUCUCAAGUGGUCGAGCAUAGGGAGUUGAACGCCGUCUGGACAGAAUUGCUAAAUUCCUGGGGGAACGAAAUAUACAUGAAGGGAAUACAACUAUACAUAAAAGAGGGCGAAUCACCAUCUUUUUCUGAGCUUCAAGAACGGGCUGCAUCGCGGUCUGAAGUUGCUAUAGGUUACCGACAUAAUAACAAAGUGGUUCUGAAUCCAGACUCUAAGGAGAAACCUUUAGAAUUUAAUGAAGGAGAUUCUCUCGUUGUAAUUUCAGAAAAUGAGUAAUUAUUGGGUAACUCGUUGCUUCUCAUUUUUUAGCUGCGUCAUAUGAACUAUUAGUCCUCGUUGAUGUCCUUUCGAUCAUAAUGCGAUAGGAACUUGUCAAAUCAUACGUGGAAACGCAUGAUUUUUAUUGCAUGUGCAGUUUGCAUGGCAAUUGACACCCACAGCAUGAAGACAGGUCCAUGGAGACCACCGAUGCAAAGCAGCAUCGAACACAUACAUACAUUCAUAAUUUAACGAUUUUUAUUAUUACUGUGUAUUGAA